CUUAGGCUUGCACUGUUGCACCUGCCAUUAAUGGCGAUUUAAAGGUGUACCAAAAAAAAAACCAUGAAAAUGUUCAUAUUCUGAGGAAUUAGCGCCAUCUUGAACAAAGGAUGUGAGGUGAUGAUGUUGUUUGAUUGAUUGAAGCUCUCUGUAUCAAUAUCAAAUCUUCUAGCGAAACUCAAAUUUGAUUGAGGUAGCAAAAGGUCAGUUCAAUUCCAAGCUAGUUAUUUAUUAAGGAAUUAUUAAUUGUAUUUAUCUGUUUUUUGUGGAUUUGGUAGAAAUCUGCUUUCACUCGGUUUCAAUUUUGUCCAGUAGAAUGCUUCUUAUGUGUAUGAGAAAUUGCUUGACUAUCUGCUUAUAAAAUGACUGUAAAUAUGCCUCACCGGUGAAUAUUUAUUUUGGUGGCAUAAUAAAAAAGAUUGAUAAGGGUGAUAUAAUUUUGUAAAUGUGAUUACAGAAAAUCGAUAAAUUGAGAAAUUUUGCCAGAUAACUGAUUUAGCAUUUCACCUUCCUAUAAAUUUUCUUCCAAUGAAGUCAAAGAACAACUUUAUGUUGGGAUAGUUUUUCUCGACUUGGGACCCCUUGAUUUGGUCAUGGGAAAAUGUAUGGUUGACUCAUGUCCAGACUUAGUACGUUGCACUAAUUGACUAGUCUGCUAAGACAUAGUCAUAGGCGGCCUCAGUGUCUUGGAACUUGUGGAGAGAAAUGAUUUCUCUAGUCUUGGUCGACUUGCGUGUAAAACCAGCCCAUGACCCUUCAAGACUGGUUGGGGAUUAUUAGGAAUACAAAUACACCAAACUACAUCUUCAGAAGCAAAAGAAAUGGGGUUUUUUAAUCCCGUAUAUGUCUUCUUCAUCUAUUUGUUUUCUCUUAUUAACUUAUUGAUCACCAUACAGUACACAACUGCACAACCAUCAUACCGUUUUCAUUCUUGUUAUGGAGAUAAUUACACUACUGGCAGUACGUUUCAAACUAAUCUCAAUCUUCUUCUUCCUUCAUUAUCCUCUGCCAACAAUUCAAUUAAAAAUGGAUACUCGAACGCCACUUUUGGCCAAACCCCGGAUACUGUUUAUGGGUCUUUUCAGUGUAGAGGUGAUAUGUCAUUAGAAGACUGCCAAGGCUGUGUUAAAAUCGGUGCUGAAGAGAUAAAAGAAAAUGAUAGAUGUCCAAUUUCUAGAAAAGCUAUUAUUUGGUACGAUGAGUGUAUGCUAAGGUAUUCCGAUGAGUAUUACUUUAAUACAAUGCAAGUGAGUCCAGCAGUUUAUCUAUGGAAUCCUAAUAAUGUAUCUAAUCCAGACCAGUUUAGACAGAAUGUAAGUGAUUUCUUGAAACGGUUAACAAGAGAAGUUCAGUCUAAUGAUGAUUCUACUUCUAUUAAAUUUGCUAGUGGAGAUAUAAGAAUUAAUGAUUUCGCGAAUGUAUAUGGACUCGUACAGUGUAAUGAAGAUAUAUCUAUAAGCAGUUGUAAUAGAUGUCUUCUUGGAGCUAUAUCUGAAUUACCAGAUUGUUGUGAUGGAAAACGAGGUGGAAGAGUUUUAAGACCUAGCUGUAAUUUUAGAUUUGAAUCAGCUCCUUUCUUUGAUUCUACGGUUACUCCUUCACCACCUCCUCUUGUAUCAACGCCACCAGCGCCACCACCGUCAUCGGUUGCAGAUACACCCAAUUCAAAUGGGAAUAACACAUCCAAACUUCUUAUCGGUAUAGUUGUUCCAUCGGCUAUCGCAGGACUUUUCGCUAUUGCCUUUUGGUUUUUCUGUUUCUGGAGAAAGAAAACAAAAACAAAGAAGUUGAACUAUGUGGAUGAUCAGAUUCCCAGUUCAGAAUCUUUACAGUUCCACUUCAGUACAGUAAUUGCUGCAACAGACAAUUUCUCUGAAGCUAAUAAACUGGGGGAAGGAGGAUUUGGCUCUGUUUACAAGGGGACACUUCCAGAUGGGCGAGAAAUAGCCGUGAAGAGGCUAUCCAAAUAUUCCGGUCAAGGUGACCAAGAGUUCAAGAAUGAAGUUACAUUAGUAGCUAAACUUCAACACAGAAAUCUUGUGCAGUUUAUUGGUUUCAGUCUAGCUGGUGAAGAAAAGCUACUCAUUUACGAAUUCAUGCCAAAUGCAAGCCUUGACCAAUUUCUAUUUGAUGCGAUUAGAAGCGCACAGCUGAAUUGGGAAAGACGAUACAAGAUUAUAGGAGGGGUAGCAAGAGGACUUGUCUAUCUCCAUGAGGAGUCUCGACUAAAAAUCAUCCAUCGGGAUCUCAAAGCUAGCAACAUAUUAUUAGAUAUGGACAUGAAUCCUAAAAUUGCGGAUUUUGGCAUGGCUAGGCUUUUUGUGCUUGACCAAACUCAAGAGCGUACAACCAGAAUAGUUGGAACUUAUGGUUACAUGGCUCCAGAGUAUAUAAUGCAUGGUCAUUUCUCAGUGAAAUCAGACGUUUUUAGUUUUGGUGUCUUGAUUUUAGAGAUACUUUCUGGACAGAGGAACAGCAGUUUUUAUCAAUCAGCUGUUGCACAGGACCUUCUAAGCUAUGUAUGGAGACAUUGGAACGAUGGAUCUGCUAUAGAGAUAUUAGAUCCAACUUUGAAAGACACAUGUUCUAGAAAUGAAGCGCUGAGAUGCAUCCAUGUUGCAUUAUUAUGUGUUCAAGAAAAUGUUGCAGAUAGACCCUCAAUGCCGACGGUCAUCCUGAUGCUCAGCAGUUACUCUGCGACCAUCCCUGAUUUACCUUCAGCACCUGCUUUUUUUGCUGGCAGUACUGUACGUAUGGAUCCCAAGUCGAACUUAUAUACGGGCUACAGUGAAGAACAAGGGAGCUCGAAGAAUGAGACAAGCAGUAGCUUGAAGAAUGAGACAAACAGUAGCUCGAAGAGUGAGACAAGCAGUGAACCUGCGACGUGGAGCGUGAAUGAAGUUACAAUUACUGAACUAGACCCUCGAUGACGACACCAUUAAAUUUGCAGAGCAUAUAAUGCUGUUCUUUCUGUGUUAGUUGGCACUCUAUACCUUCUUUUUCUUUUUUUGGCAAUACCUAUAUUUUUAUAACAAAUUGAACCGGAGAUUUGUUAUGAAGUUCAAGAACCAGAGAAUCAAUUCAGAUACUUUUUUAAUUAUUUGCA
Papaver somniferum (opium poppy) is the source of this 3106-nucleotide messenger RNA. RefSeq names its product putative receptor-like protein kinase At4g00960. The record is from RefSeq and is a predicted model, not a curated record. The coding region runs from base 822 to 2930 and encodes 702 amino acids. Gene Ontology annotation, molecular function: ATP binding; protein kinase activity. Lineage: Eukaryota; Viridiplantae; Streptophyta; Magnoliopsida; Ranunculales; Papaveraceae. Gene Ontology annotation, biological process: protein phosphorylation. The transcript has 7 exons.